Molecule: messenger RNA, 1275 nt
Organism: Rhodotorula graminis WP1
Lineage: Eukaryota; Fungi; Basidiomycota; Microbotryomycetes; Sporidiobolales; Sporidiobolaceae
Exons: 11
Coding region: 1-1275 (424 amino acids)
Source: RefSeq, a predicted model, not a curated record
AUGCUCGUCCACUCGGCUCUCGCCUUCGCCUCGGCCUCGGCCCUCCUCGUCGCCGCACACGCCGACCCCCGCCUCGUGCGCCGCGCUCCUGCUCCUGCCGGCGAGCCCUCGACCGCCACCGUCGCCGCUGCCGCCACCAAGACCCACAAGGUCGCAGCCGCAGCCGCCGACUCGACCGUCACCGCCGUCGCGACCACCGACAACGUCCAGAUCAAGGCCGCAGCCCAGUCGGCCCUGCCCUUGACCCAGUACACCUACGCCUACGACCAGGUCCCCUACCAGGUCAACCCGUACCCGUCGGUCCGCGGGCCCCAGUCGGGCUACAACCAGUGCAACUCGACUACCGAGGGCGACGACGCCCUGUGCCAGACCCUCAUCGCCAACGACAUCAAGGACUUUUGCCUGUGGGGCAGCGACCUGACCGGCACCGAGCUCGACACGAUCGGCGACAUCGAGGCCGCCGUCGUCAGCUACUGCACCCAGAAGGGCCACGGCGGGCGCUCCAUCAAGGGCGGCGCCAUCACGGGCGUCCAGGUCCUCAAGACCGAGGCGUACAUCCAGUGGACUGGCUUCAUCGACCAGACGGCGCUGCACCUCACCGCCGACGACUCGGGUGGAGAGCUCGACCCGCACGGCGCAGACCUGCAGGGCGGCCUCGUCUACUCGUCGGGUCUUCCGUCGGGCGACAACAAGACCCUCGAGCAGGCCGUCGAGUGGAACCUCUUCAUCGGCGGCGGCGUCUUCUGCCUCAAGCUGUGCGACCCCGAGUACUACAAGAAGACGGGCACGUUCUUCUGCGAGAACCGCUACGACCGCAUGGGCUGCUCGUACAACAUGCCGGCGUCGUACGUCGACAAGGAGUUCUCGGUGUGCGACUCGGAGCUGCAGGACGUUGUCGGCGUCUACACGGGCACCGACGGCAAGACCUCGACCUACUCGCAGCCGCCUGAGGGCACCGCCCCGAACCCUCCUUACACGCCUCGCGUCCCCAAGUCGUCCAACUGCCAGACGUACGCCUCGACCGACCUGUUCGAAGCCGUGUCGACCUCGGCCGCCUCGUCGUCGGCCUCGGCCUCGGGCGCGUCGAUGACGAGCGGCAGCAUGUCGGCCGGCGCGUCCCAGUCGGCGUCCGGCACGGGCACGGCCGCGAGCCAGGGCGCCGGCGGCAACUCGGGCGCCGUGUCGUCGACCCGCACUGGCAGCGGCGCCUCCAUGUGGCUCGCGUCGUCGGGCUUUGUCGCGCUCGUCGCCGGCGCGCUCGCUGUGCUCGCCUAA